CCUGGCUAUGCACUGCUGUUAGGGAGAAGAAGGCUGCAAUUACCGUUAGUGCUUCCGUGAAACCCAAGAAUGGUGCUGCGCCUACAGCUUGCCUAUGGACUGGUGCCUACUUAAAGUGAUGGCAUGCUCACUAUCCCCUCCACCAUCGCCUCUCUUACUUCGUCUCCCUAACCUUCCUCCAGUCACUCGCGUCCUACCGCGAUGUCAUCCUUUACGAAGCGAACUAUUUGAGAAGAGCUAAUCACUUCUACUGCCAGCCAAAACGCCGCUCUGAUGCGAAAUCGGUACUCAUUGCGUCGAUCUAACCUAUCUUUAGAUGCCGACUCGUGCUGUGAAAGGCAGUCGGACACAAACUCGUCCUCUGAUACGUGCUCGGAACCUGAUACAGAGGCGGAUACGGAUAUCGAUAUCGAGCCGAGUACCGGCAAAGAUGAUGAUUUCACCAUGCAGCAGGAGCCAGAGACGGAUCUGGAUUCUGAAGCUGAAGAGAUACUGAAGGACAUUGCUCAAUUGAGGGCGGAGGGGCCGGCAAAACCAAACCAUACCCCUCAUACGGUGAAACUAUGGAAGAGGGAAGGCGACCUCUGGGAGAGAUACUGUUUUAAGAUUAUGAAAAAGACCAAGAGGUCCCCAGAAGAACAACUACGGGCAUGCGACCCAGAGACAUUCAAAGCGUACCUCCGCUGGCGGAAGAAGCAUUCCCGGGUCAAGAAGGAGAGCUCAAUGCGGAGCUAUUGGAAAAGAAUCAGCAUGUGCUAUAUGGAUCUCACACGCCACACGAUGGACGCUAAUGUCCUCACCGAUGUUUGUAAUUGGAUUCCAACCCUAAUGCUUGACAAGUCCGAGAAGGAAAAGCAUGCCAUGUACGUCCAGGAUCUCUACGCUAUCCUUCACGCACUCUGGGUCGACGACACCAAACCCCUCCAUGGCUAUAUCCGAGUUCAAAUUUCGCUUCUUCUCCUUCUAAGCGCCGCUACAGCCACGAGACCAGGAGCCAUUGUCGAAAGCGCAAGCGUUAAGGGCAGCAACAAGUCACUCUCGUUCAGGAAUAUCGAACUUCUGAAGGUUCGCAGCACUGUAGAUCCCAGCCGGAGUACCAUUGUGGCGAAUGUCAAUCUCGAGAACGUAAAAAAUAAGGAAAAAGAUGGAAAGCCAAAGAAGUUCACUUUCCGUCUAGAAGGGACCCUCGCCUUCUGCAUAGUUUCGUAUAUCUUGAGCAUUGGCGUCGGUCAAGGAGCAUUGAGGGACGACUUCACUAGUGUUCAGGACGUAUUCGACCUCAACAUACCUGUGGGCCGUGAUGUACUCCGCAUCAAGUGGAAAAAGGAAUUGCUCAAUCAACCGUUCCUGUGCGACGUCAGGAAUACAAGUGAGGGUGUUCGCAUACUGAAAGAGAAGGCAUUUCCCUAUGCGAAAUACCGCGACAUCUUUGUACGCUUGGGGCGUGUUGCGGGCUUUGAGAAAUCAUUGGAGCUGUACCAGCUACGACGGGCUUCUGGGAGGAAUAUCAACAGCGCGCUUGACCCAGUAGAACGGAACCAGACUAUGGGCCAUCUUGGGAGUACAUACGAAAAGUAUUACACGCCGACGCACAUUGCCCGCGACUUUCAGUCUAUCUACUUUGGAAGCCCUUCAGAAGACCUUCUCAUCCAAUCUGUUGCACGCAUGGGCUUAUCACGGGAUCGACGUGCACCUACGGAGCUGGAUGACGCGCAACAGGAGGCAUUACGGAACGAUCCUGCACUCGCGGUCCUUCGUAAGGAGCGAGAAACGUACAAAAGACAGCUUCAUGACCAAGGCUUCCAUCCACUCUCGAAGGGUCACGGGACGGAUCUUUACAAGAAAUACGAAAACACAAAGCGAAAAAUUGGUAGUACGUAUCAGAUGUUGUACAGAGAACGAUUAGAAUCGGCCAUCCGCGAGUUCCAUGACUCGAUCGAUACAAUCGAGAUAGCCAGGCAACUCAGUGGGAAGGCCGCAGCCGAAGUCCUGACGCUUCCAGCCUUUGAAUUUGAACUUCGGGAGCGAGCCACCAUCGCCGGCAUGCUCUUCAAGCCAAUUCAGGACGACAGAGUCCGGGUAAGAUUUGUGCGAACCUUGGCUAGAUUAUGUCACAAACAAGAGACGCGGCAGCCGAAGGCAUUCAAGCGCAAAAAGGUGGGUUUGGCCGCAUAUGAAGCCAAUGGCUCGUUUUUCUCGAACAAAAGAAACAAGGGCACCAAUGGUGUUGAGAAGAGCCCGCUGAAUCAGGAUUACGAGAUUGUGAAAGAACAGCAUGACGCAUCUGCGCGCGGACAAACCUUAGAGAUUCGGUCUCGGCAGCAGUUCCCGACCAUGGCUCCUCACCCGAUAUGCCUUUUCUGCAUAGGGAAUGAACAGUUCUCGUACGAGCGGAGGAUGCGCUGUAUUCCACGAAAGGAUGUCUUGAAGAAGCAUGUGGAGACGCAUUUCCGAGCCGCUGAACUUCAAUCAGCGUUUCAAUGCCGCCACCCUAGUUGUUCCGAUAUAUUGGUGGAUAUGAUGCACUUCAAAAGGCAUGCGCUUGACGUACACGGAGUGUCUCACUGAUAUGCACACAUUUACCUCAGCCAGUAAACUUAUAGUGCGUCGAGGAGAAAC
This is a messenger RNA of Bipolaris sorokiniana ND90Pr, 2619 nucleotides long. RefSeq lists its product as uncharacterized. The transcript has 5 exons. The record is from RefSeq and is a predicted model, not a curated record. Lineage: Eukaryota; Fungi; Ascomycota; Dothideomycetes; Pleosporales; Pleosporaceae. Bases 274 to 2568 code for a protein of 764 amino acids.